This is a messenger RNA of Anthonomus grandis grandis, 1741 nucleotides long. It is a transcript of the gene trus, whose product is annotated as programmed cell death protein 2-like. Gene Ontology annotation, cellular component: cytoplasm. The record is from RefSeq and is a predicted model, not a curated record. The transcript is spliced from 7 exons. Bases 144 to 1403 code for a protein of 419 amino acids. Lineage: Eukaryota; Metazoa; Arthropoda; Insecta; Coleoptera; Curculionidae.
CUGAGUGCUAAAUAAGGAUGGAGAUAUAUAACCUCUACAUAAAUCAAUAAACCAGGCUGUAUGUUGGGCUGGAUACAUAACCUGUCUGUGCUGUGCAUUUUUCAUUGUUUUCAAAUGGAAAAUUAAGGGAUUUUUCAGUAAAUAUGGCCAAAAACAACAAUUCGGUCCUUUUGGGGUACGAAGACGAGGCGAUUAACGAGAAACACGUGGGUCAAAUUGAUUUUUCCGUUAAUAAAAUCGGCGGGGAACCUGAUUUCUAUGAGCAUGAUAUCCUGAAAUCGGAUAGAGUACUUGACUGCAACCUAUGUAAACUUCCCACCCGUCUAGUCGUUCAGAUUUACGCCCCGUUAGAAAACUCAAAAGACCACAGAACUUUAUAUUUAUUUGCCUGUAUAAAUCCCCAUUGUUGGAACAAAAGUGAAAGCUGGCACUGUUUAAGAAUUCAGCAAAAAAAUGCUGUUUCUAGUGAACCGACUGAGGCUCCCAAAAUGAAAUCUUUUGACUGGUGUGAAGACGCUGAGGAAUGGGGAGACAGCGAAGAUGAAAAAAAAAUGAAUUUAGAUGAAGAAAACUGUAAUAUAAUAAAGAACAACAACGAAAAGUUGUCAGAAGAUGAGGAAAGUAGCAGCUUUGAAGACUCUUUGAGAUCGGGCCUGGUGAAUUUGUCAAUGGAUGAUAAAAACGCUAAUAAUGGAGCGCAAGGUGGGGCAAUGGCCCGUCUCCACCCCCCGAUGGCGACCGCUGAAAUAGAAGGUGACGAGGACGGGGUGGUAUCGGUGGAAAGUCCCACAACCCCGAAAAAUAAUUUACAGGCUCUCCUGCACGGUGGGAACAACGAUUCGGACAACGUUCCUUUAAACACACCGUUCGUAUCGUUCUUUAUGAGUGUCUAUCCUGAAGAGGAGGAGAGUAGUGCGCAAUGUUCUGUAUUGGACAAUCACGUGAAGGAACUGUUGAGCGACUAUCAAAGAAAAGACGCGGAAUUUUCGCCUUUUAGGCAAGAGGGAGGGAUGGGGAGAGGCUCAGGGGCUGUCGAGGACAUGGGCACGGAGGAGUACGAAAAAAGUCGCCCUCUGCACGGUGACAAAAUGUUCCAUCACUUUUUAACGAAAGUCAAAGCUAACCCAGAGCAAAUACUCCGAUACCAUCGUAAAGGGACACCUCUUCUGCUCUACCCUCUUCAAGAGCCAAUAAGGCGUUGCAGAUAUUGCCAGGGGGAGUUGGUAUUCGAGUUUCAACUGAUACCAACGAUUAUUCCUAAACUGCGUUUAGAAUGUGAUACUGCCGACGUCAAUAGGAUGGAUUUUGGCACAGUGCUAGUGUACACAUGUGAAAGUAGCUGCUGGGGUCCCCAGGAUAGUUGGAAAGAAGAAUGUGUUGUGGUGCAAAAGGAGGUUUUGUGAAUAAAACCUCGUUUAAAACACAAUUUUUGUCAAUUAUUAUUUUGGCAAUUGUUAGCUUCUUAGCACCGUAACCAAAGUUGUGAAAUGGAGAUCAACGAAUACAUAUUAUAAUUAGAGGUAAUGUUAGGUAUACUUUGCAUGUCUACGAUAAAUUUUUGACUCAUUUAUUAUACAAUGUUUACCAAUAGCAAUCAUUUUACCCUACUUUUAUUGAAUUAUAUAUAAAAUAUUCACGUCUUAUGUAGCAUUAGAAAGGUUUAAAUUUUGUAGCAGAAGUGGUAAGGCUUAGGAAGUUAAUAAUAUGUAUAUCAAGAAGCAAAUAAAAUCCAUCCAAAGAA